This is a messenger RNA of Fusarium odoratissimum NRRL 54006, 2356 nucleotides long. RefSeq lists its product as uncharacterized. The record is from RefSeq and is a predicted model, not a curated record. The transcript has 2 exons. The coding region runs from base 23 to 2029 and encodes 668 amino acids. NCBI's taxonomy places the organism in Eukaryota, Fungi, Ascomycota, Sordariomycetes, Hypocreales, Nectriaceae.
GUCUGAGCUCAAACAACAAGCCAUGAGCGGCGGCUCAACCGUCCAACGCAUCGAUGCUCUCGAUGCAUUCGCUCGAACCCUCUACCUUCGCGCCAAACAAUCAGGUCUUCCAUUUACCGACGUCGCGACUGCAGUUCGAAAUCUACAUAUAGCCCUACGACAUCUGCGCAUCGAAGCAGCCGACCAAGAUUCAGUUCUCAGCAAUGUCCAAGCCUCGUCCUCGUCCGUCUAUGGUCGCCAGCUCGAGCCUCUCGUCGAUGACUGUGGAUUCACCCUCGGCCAACUUGAGCGUCAUCUAGAUAAGUAUGGGGACGGCCGCGCUGUCAUGCCAGAAGAUGAGCGCCAGCGCGAUCAAGAACUCUCGGUCAUCAAACAUAAACUGGUUGGGGACAAGACCAGUGUCGAGAUGUUUCUUGACGCCGUUCAGCUGCAUGCCGAGAACAGACCCACCAGGGUUGUCGAAGGCCAAGAGGGACUUGAGAGAAUCAAAGAUGUGGUUGACGAAAUCGCCACUAAGCUAUUCCGAAACCGCAACGAGGGCAGUUUUACUGAAGACGAGGAUGGUCUCUGGCGCGAAUUCAAGAUCGAGCUCGAAGAUCAAGGGUUUUCCCCCCAAGUGCUACGCAAACACAAAGAUGUUCUACGAGCAUACGUUCGCGAGCUCGAGUCCGUUCAGAACCAGUAUGGCGGUAAAUAUCCCACCGUGAGGGGUCUCUUGGAGCAUGAAGCGAGAUCACAGCCCACCUCACCCCAAGAGCUUGACAGCAGUCCGUACAGGAAAUAUCCACCCGUUAUUAUCACUGGUGGGCGAGGAAGGUCAAACAGCGACACCGCGAGAGAGCCUAUUUCGUCGUCCCCAAGAGAUGCCGACAAUGAAUCUGACUACUCCAUGGCAAUGGUGUCGACCCAGGAUCUCCUCGCCAUGGAUAACCUCAACAUGCGAAUGGCAAAUCUGAACGUCCAGGGCAACGACCAGUACAGUUUGUCUCCCGGACAUAGACAGAUGCCACCAAACAGUUUGCCAGAUGUCCCAGAGUUGUCAAGUUCCCCGAUUACACGCCACAUUGAGUCAUCUCCACGCUCCAUGCCCCCUAUGCCUCAUUAUACCAAUAGCGGGCCCCCAUCUUACGGUAGCAGUCCACGGAGCAGCGCUCCUCGACUUGCUCCUGAUCGAUGGGGUAAUGAGAUUCCUCCUGAUGCCCAGUGGACCAGAAUUAGACGGGAGCUAGUUAGCCCCGAGGUCCUUGAACGAGCUGGUGUGCGCUAUGAGGCUCGCCCAGACUACGUUGCAAUUUUGGGCCGUUUGACCCGAGAACAAGUGUCCGAGUUCGCCCGUGAAAGUGCUGCCUGUCGAGCUGCUCGUUCACGACGUGGUCCUCCGCCUCGUAAGCACGAUCACCACUCUGAGCGGCGAGAUUCGAAGAGCAGCCGGGACGAAGAAGAUGAUGAUGAUAGCGGAGUUUUUGACGAAACCGAUAUCUCAGACGAUGAAGAAGAUAAGUCGUCUGAGAAAGGAACCAAGAGCUAUCCAUAUAUCGUCAAUCCUCCCACAAAGAACCCGACAUCUCCUUCGAGCACCACAAUGCCGAAGCCAAUUCUCAAGAACAAAAACGAAAACCACGUGCGCUUCGACCCGGAGCCGUACGAGGUUGAUGCCCGAAGUCCCCGAUCAUACAGGGACGAUCGCCAUCGUGAGCGUGACCAUGAUCAUCAUCGUGAGCGCCGGCGACAGAGCCCUACCAGAUCAUCGCGACGUUCGCGAAGAUACUCUGAUAGUGCAGAUCGUCACUCACGAAGCGAUAGACAUGGCGACUAUUACUACGACAGCGGAAAGCGGUACCAUCGCGAGAGAGAUCGUGAUCGUGACCGAGACCGUGAGCGGGAUCGUGACAGAGAUCGAGAUAGGAGAAGUACCAGGAGGGAAGAUCGCCCUCAAGGAAGAAAGAAAUGGGGUGAAGCUCUUGGCGCUGUUGGCAUUGGCGGUGCAGCAGUGAGCCUUUUGAGCGUCCUCGCUGAAGCAGCAUCUUGAUUUCAACGGGCUGGUCCCGUAUCAAAUUACCCAUCACUUCCCUUUGUCAUUUCCUUAUUAUGACUUUGGUUCUGUACUACGUUUUUGGAUAUGUAACAAAGGCAACUGUAAGAUGGACUGGACCACAGAACAAGAUGGGAACAGAGAAAACAAAGGAAAAGAGUUUGUCAUUUUUGUAUACCUUGUUGGAACUUAUGUAUGUAGUUAUACCACGGAUGACACGGAUGUCUCCGACAGAGAUUAUCAGGAGACUUUGGCAGGAUUAGAUACCCACGAUAAGACGACACCAGAAUAUAGCAGUUAUGAAUCAGAUUUUGUUAUCAUUUG